UAUAUGUGGCCAUUCUGUAAGUAAAUGAUUCAUUCGUUUAAAUAUUUUAUUUCUAAUAUAAUAAAAUUUCUUUGACUUUUAGGAUAAAUUUGUGAAUACUCAUCAUAAUAUUAUAUUUCCUUUAUUAUCAUUUUUGUAAUAGCUUUAUUGUUAGUAUAAAAGUUUACGUUCUUUUAAUUUGAUCAAUAAUUAAAUAAAUAUUUAAACGAAUCAAUUACGAACAGAACAGUCACAGAAUUUUGUAUCACAGACAGGAAUGCUGUUUUUCGUAACACUUCUCAGAAAACAAGCAUGAGUUUGAGAACUAAGUAUUAUGUUCAACCGCACAUAAAUAUACUUUAUAACCUGUAAGGCAGCUAACUAUACCUUGUACUUGACAGACCAUAAAGGCAUAUGUUAGGAUUAGCAAAAUGGUUCUGCUGGAGAAUGAUGUGUUUCUAGUCGAGCUAACACGACUUUUCGAUAAAUCUCGUCUUUCUGGUUCAGUAGUACUCACUAUUAAACGAUUUAAUGGACACAAUAAACCAGUACCCAGGAAAGGCAGGCCGCCCUUACCAACACCAAGUGAAUUUCUUUGUUUAGUAAGAGCUACCUUAAGAUCUAAGAAAAUAUCUACUGUUAUUCAUUCCAAGGAUGUAAAUAAAUUUCAACAAGCGUAUUGGAAUCUAUUGAAAUCAAAUGUCAAUGGCCUCAAGAAAUUAAAGAAAGUAAAAUCUGCAAAGCCAAAAGUUCAUUGACAGUAUAACAUAGAUUAUUUAACAAUUAUAUAUUAUUAUUAUAAUUAUAAUUAUUAUAUAUAUAUAUAUAUCUGGUAUAGUAAUAGUAAUCAUAAUUACUAUUGACCUCUUGUAUGACACAAAAUACAUUUUUUCUAAUGUACUAUAUGAUAUUGUCUAAGAAAUAAAUUACA
This is a messenger RNA of Nomia melanderi (Alkali bee), 910 nucleotides long. It is a transcript of the gene Srp14, whose product is annotated as signal recognition particle 14. The record is from RefSeq and is a predicted model, not a curated record. Gene Ontology annotation, cellular component: signal recognition particle, endoplasmic reticulum targeting. Gene Ontology annotation, biological process: SRP-dependent cotranslational protein targeting to membrane. Gene Ontology annotation, molecular function: 7S RNA binding; endoplasmic reticulum signal sequence receptor activity. Lineage: Eukaryota; Metazoa; Arthropoda; Insecta; Hymenoptera; Halictidae.